Messenger RNA from Ascoidea rubescens DSM 1968, 544 nucleotides. RefSeq lists its product as uncharacterized. The record is from RefSeq and is a predicted model, not a curated record. The transcript has a single exon. The coding region runs from base 174 to 335 and encodes 53 amino acids. Lineage: Eukaryota; Fungi; Ascomycota; Saccharomycetes; Ascoideales; Ascoideaceae.
UUCCAGUUCAGCAAAUGCUCGUAAUAACAAUUUUUGGAAGGGUCUCUGCAUGUUGAGUUGUACUGCGCAGAUGCUGCAUGCAUAUGCCUACAGACAUGUGUAUCUAAAAAGUAUGCAACCCAUCUCUAUGGUUUUGGUUCUCGAUUCCACUCAAAUAUAAAAGUUGUAUUCUCAUGAACAAUCCAAAUUCAUAUAAACUAACAAUUAUCCUCCGUUUGUUUCGUUUGAAUAAAAAUAAUACACCAGAACUGGAUAUGUCUGCGAAUCUCCAAGGUCUCGUUCCUCAAAGUAAUCACGAUGUUGAUAAAAAAAUUCCGUUUUGUGUUUUUAUUUAAUCAUCAUUUUGCUUUUAUUGUUUGAAAUGUUUUGAUUAUUGUCAAUAGAAUCUAUGUGUUAUGUAAAUUGUAAAGCACAAACAGAUAGAAGACUUCUCCUAAGCUAUUAGCGAUGUUUGUGUUGUUGGAAACAUAACCUCAAAUUGCCAAAAAUGUUUGAGAAAAAUGUCCCAAGUUUUAAAAAAACUCGACAACCGUUUUCAAUAAAC